CCCGCGCAUGCGCAGAUCAGUUUAAUGACGUCAUGUCCGUGGGUAACGUCGGCUGGUAGUCCACGAAUGUUUAGCGAGAUAAUUAUCUCUUCUUUAUUUAGUAUUUAGUUUGAUCAAUGUAAAUAUGAUUCUUACAGUAAAGCCACUUCAAGGAAAAGAGUGUAAUGUUCAGGUGACAGAAAAUGAAAAGGUUUCCACAGUGAAAGAGCUGGUAUCCGAGCGUUUAAACAUCCCUCCAAGUCAGCAGAGACUGCUGUAUAAAGGAAAAGCACUUGCAGAUGAACACCGGUUGAGCGAUUACUCCAUCGGCCCGGAGGCCAAGCUGAAUCUGGUGGUGCGUCCGGCAUGUGAGAGGAGCGGAAACAGCAGCGGUGGUCCUGAUAAAGCAGGCAGUGGAGUGUGGCAGUUAUUGUCCACGGUCCUGGCCAAACACUUCAGCCCAGCCGAUGCAGCAAAAGUGCAGGAGCAGCUCAUUAAGGAUUAUGAGCGCUCGCUCAGACAGCUGAGUCUGGAUGACAUCGAGCGUCUGGCCAGCCGUCUGCUGCAUCCAGAGAUCGAGGGCAUGGAUACCUCAUACAUGGACUGAAGCCGUGCUCAGGGAGAGGGA
Molecule: messenger RNA, 607 nt
Organism: Carassius carassius (crucian carp)
Lineage: Eukaryota; Metazoa; Chordata; Actinopteri; Cypriniformes; Cyprinidae
Product: ubiquitin-like protein 4A
Exons: 4
Coding region: 125-586 (153 amino acids)
Biological process (GO): post-translational protein targeting to endoplasmic reticulum membrane
Molecular function (GO): protein binding
Source: RefSeq, a predicted model, not a curated record